Trichoderma asperellum CBS 433.97 is the source of this 518-nucleotide messenger RNA. The record is from RefSeq and is a predicted model, not a curated record. Lineage: Eukaryota; Fungi; Ascomycota; Sordariomycetes; Hypocreales; Hypocreaceae.
GGCUAAGUGUGAUGUUACCCUUCGAUGCUAUAAUCUCAAGGUCCUCCACCAUGUUUUAACCAUGCAUCAUUUUCACCAAGACUACUAACUAUAAGAAUCAGCAGCCAAAUGGAUUCCCCAAAUAUCACUAAGCCACGGACAGGGACCUCUUCACCUUCAUAUCAAGAAGAUCCGCCGUCAGAGGAAGUGAUGAACCGAAUUCUUGCAUUAAGAACUGAGAAAGAACGAUUAAAGGCAGAACUUGCGGAUUCUCAUAUCAAGAUAAAAAAGUUGGCUUCAGAGAUCUUGUCGUUACGGGAGUUGGUAUGCUUUCACUUGCAGCAUCUAUUAAUAUCUUGCUUACUGCGUUUUAGAAUAUCUGGUAUGUAACGAAAGAUGCGCAUGCCAGAGAGAAUCAGAAAACGAGCCAGAGAGAACGCUUCGAAGAUGAAGAUGUGUCACCAAAGAAUACAAAACACGAGGUGGUAGAUGUUGGUAAAGCAAGUGGACUCUAAAUAAUUGGACGCAUAAGGUUGACC